UACCUACUUCUUUGUAUGAAAAUAUCAAAUCCGACUUCCAAUAUUAAACUCAAUGUAACUCAAUAAUAUGCUCCCAUCGUUUUUCGCUGACUUGUGAUAGCUGUAAGCGAUCCAAAAAAACGUACAUCACCGAACGUAAUUUUUUGAUUGAUUGAUUUUUACCAAAUUACCAAACAAGUUUCGUGAAAUUAUUUUGUAUUAGUGCGUAAAUUGGUAUGGUUAUAGUGUUUAGAGAUGACAAUAGCGGGUGAGGCGUGUGGGUAGUGAUUAUGUCUGCUAGAAAUUACCUUUCGGCUCGGGAUAAGAAGUUUGAAUAUUUGCCGAGUAUCACGCAUAAGUCGGGGGGUCAUUCUUCGGAGCUGCCGGUGCUUUCAGCUAGUACCAGUCGCUUCAACAGGAACCUCAGUUACACGUACGACGUGCAACCCUACAUAGUGAACAACGUCGAGCGCGCUGGUACGCCGUUCUCAGACUUUUUUUCAGAAAGUGGAACUGGCACACCAGACUUCCGCAGUGAAGAAAGUGACAGCAGCUCAGGGUCUGCACUAAGAAGGAGCAAUGCGGAGGCCACCAGGUCUCUGUCGGAGGAGUGGCAGAGAAUUGAGAGGACACUCUAUGAUGAGGAGGGAGAGAAGUGUAUGCGGCCACAGAUGGUUGAGGAAUGCAAACAAUGGAGAGAAUUGCAUCCACAGCUUAGAAUUGUGGGCAGGGCCAUUCUGCUGCCAGAGAAGAGAUCAGGUCAUAGACCAUUGGAGUAUGAUGAGGUUGUGGCCGUUCACUACAGUGACUACAGUGAGUUCAGUGAAAGCGAGGAGAGACUCUCACAGAGCAGCUCUGACGUCACCCCACAAAACUCCCCCAGAGUCUCCAUAUGCGAGAACAUUGCAGAACCCAGGGUGUCUUGGGAAAAGCUGCCAGCAUCUGAAGACGUUCAUGAACCAAAGCUGUCACGAGAGAAAAUAUCCAUCUUCCCAAUGUGCGAUGAACGUGAACUCCCAGACACAUUCUGUUCUCUUCUACACAUCACUCCACUACAAGUUCGAAGUCCAUCACAAAGAAAGAGACAGAAUCCAUCCAUAUUGAAGUCUGAAAUAGCAUCUUCGCGGUGGAUGAAAAACUCUAGACCGGAUUCAUCCCUAAAUUGUGAUAGAAAUAGUGCUAAGUCAUUUGUAUCGUUGGAUAUGCGGAAUAUAGCUUUAAGUGCUUCAGAUCGCAAUAAAAUAUUUAACAGCAGAGUGCUGACUGCGAGGCACAGGGACAUAGCAAGGCUAGAGCCACUAUGUACACCAGAAUUAGCUCCUAAUGAAACAUCAAGAUUGAAUGGUACAGCCAUGUACCCUUAUAAUAUGAGAAAAGUUUCACUACCACCUCUACUGUUGGAGGAGGAAAAAAAGAAAGUUGUAGUUAAUUCUGCAAAAAAAUUCACUAAAACAAGGAAGACUGGACCUAAAAAUAUGUAUCAGUUGGACAGAAUGAGACAUAACAAAUAACUGUUUAGAUCACAUUAAAUUAGAAUUAAGUUUGAUAUGUGUUUCGAAGUAAAAUGUUUGCUAGAGCAUAGAUUUAUUGCUGACCAAGGAAUGGUUUGGUAAUGAACACACAGUUUGAGCAAUGUUGGAUUGAAUGCAGCACUGAUAUAGCUUCAAAAGAAUUUGGGAUUGGAGUGCCUGGAUGGUAGGUUAGUAUAACAUAGUUUCAUAUAAUUGUUAUCAUUUAUUUAGGUUCACUGGGACAUGGUUAUUUCACUGCCUUUUGUUGGAAAGAUUAAAAUCCUAUACCUUUAAGAACCUGUAACUGGUAAGAAGCAGUUCCAAACAUUUUAAGCUCUAGUCAAUAGGUAUUUCUCUGUUAAACAUUGUUAGCUUUUUAACAAAUUGCUGAAGUACCUACCAAAGUGGAAAGUUUUGUUAAUAUUUUCACAUGCGGAAGAAAUUGAAAUGCCUAUAUAAUAAAUUAUUAU
Messenger RNA from Pectinophora gossypiella (pink bollworm), 1960 nucleotides. RefSeq lists its product as uncharacterized. The record is from RefSeq and is a predicted model, not a curated record. Lineage: Eukaryota; Metazoa; Arthropoda; Insecta; Lepidoptera; Gelechiidae. The transcript has 3 exons. The coding region runs from base 270 to 1490 and encodes 406 amino acids.